Messenger RNA from Saccoglossus kowalevskii, 1731 nucleotides. RefSeq names its product solute carrier family 2, facilitated glucose transporter member 1-like. Gene Ontology annotation, biological process: dehydroascorbic acid transport. The record is from RefSeq and is a predicted model, not a curated record. Gene Ontology annotation, cellular component: membrane. Gene Ontology annotation, molecular function: D-glucose transmembrane transporter activity. NCBI's taxonomy places the organism in Eukaryota, Metazoa, Hemichordata, Enteropneusta, Harrimaniidae.
AUGGAAUCCUCAAUUCCAAGUUCAGACAACUUGUUGGCUGCUGGGGUAGUCGGUCUUCAAGAAGAACAAAAUACAAUUGGCCGUCUAACACCAUGGGUUGCAUAUGCGACGUUUGUGGUCUGUUCGUUCUCUUCUCUCCAGUUUGGAUAUAAUACUGGAGUUAUGACAGCGCCAUCUAACUAUAUAGAAGACUUUUUAAAUUCGUCUUACACUCGCUAUGGAACGAUAUCUGACACUGGAUUGACUUGGUUAUAUGCUUUAACCGUAUCUCUAUACACCGUUGGUGGCGCCUUUGGUGCUCUUGCAGCGGCGCCUAUGGGCGAUAUACUCGGAAGGAAAGGUGCACUACUUCUAAACAAUGUGUUUUCUAUAUCUGCUGGAUUAAUGAUGGGUUUCUGUGAUUAUGCAGAUAACUUUGAACUGUUGAUCAUGGGAAGAAUCAUUAUUGGAUUCUAUGCAGGCGUCGCCAUCACUAUUGUACCUUUGUUUUUGGCUGAAAUUUCUCCCAAGAGCAUCCGUGGCGCCGUGGGAGUCAAUCACCAGCUGGCCAUCACUGUUGGAAUAUUGAUCGCACAGGUACUGGGGCUGUACGUAUUGGACGAUGAGGACAAUUGGUAUAUCUUAUUAUCGCUGACAGGGGUGUUAGGUGCUAUCGAAAUAUUCUUAUUGCCUUUUUGCCCAGAAAGUCCAAGAUGGCUGCUGAUCAUCGAUCGAAAUGAAACAGCUGCCAAACAAGCUCUCGCGAAAUACACUGGCACGUCGGACGUGACGGCGGCACUUACCGAAAUGAAAAUAGAGAAUUUAGAGGAGAGCAAAGAACCUAAAGUUGGAGUCAAAGGGCUGUUCACAAAUCCCAACUACCGAAUGCCGUUACUCAUCAGUGUGGUGUCGCACGCUGGUCAACAGUUAUCGGGCGUAAAUGCGAUAUUCUUCUACGCGACGGAGAUUUAUGAGAUGAUUUGGCCAAACAAUCCAAGUGCGGUAGAAUACGCUACGGUGGGCACUGGCGCCAUCAACGUCUUCAUGACUAUAGUCUCGGUUUUUAUUAUUGAGAAAACUGGUCGGCGCAAACUACUUAUUUUUCCUUAUAUAGGUACUGUUAUUUUCUGUGGGAUAAUUACACUAUCACUGAGUUUAACGGAUCCAAACGAGCAAGAUGCGUGGACAUUUAUAAGUCUGGCCUGUGUAUACGGAUAUGUUAUAUGCUUUGCUAUUGGUCCAGGCCCUAUACCGUAUAUUCUUGUUGCCGAGAUAUGGUCGCAAGGACCACGCCCUGCUGCCAUGAGUUUAUCCAUCCAAGUCAACUGGUGGUGUAAUUUUGUAGUCGGUCUUACUUUCCCAGUUCUACAGGAGAGCAUUGGUGAAUUUACCUUUCUGAUCUAUAUGUGCUUUUUGUUCUGCACUGUUGUAUUCACAUUUUUCUUCGUACCAGAGACGAAAAACAAAACGUUCGAAGAAAUCGUAUCUAAUUUCCGUAAAGACCCGAAGCAGCCCGAAGAAGUUAUGUUAGCUUUGACAAACCAAUAGAUUUAGCGUGAUUCACGACACAUAUCUGAAUAUGUUCAAGUCAAUUUUGCUUUGGUUGGUAAAAUAUGAUAAUACGAUUUUUCUGAAUAAUUUUUUAUUCUACUGCAAAAAAUAUGACAUCAUUGUACUAACUGUGUUCUUACGUCAUCAUUGCCUGAAUUCUAUUCAAUGUGCUAGUUAAUGGUGUUAUUGUAAUAAUUUGAA